UAUGGGAACUCAUAUUCUUGCUAUGUAUCUCUCCUAUAUGUCCAACGUGGGCGGAGCUGGGGGCCGCAUUGCCGGGAAUGGCAGCGUUGUAGCUCACAACAGCACCUGUAGUGGUGCAAGCAAGCGUCGCCGGGUCCACCCGCAAACAGCCUUGGUGCCGCCGAUCCCGCCCUAACUCAUGGAAAACAUGGAGCCAAAAGCCUUUCACAGAGAUUUAUUCGGAGUGGGCAAACGGUGCCGACACCACCGCCCGAUGUCAUCAAGCCCAACAUCUUGGAGUUCUCCAAGAUUCCCACUGAAUAAAAUAUUGGACACAGACAGUGGAAUACUGAGCAAUGCGUCAAGUUUUGAAACGUACGACGUGGGAAAAGAGAUAUUCUCGCCUGUUGACAUGGAGGAUGUCAGUAGAGCAAAUCGAUAUGACAGACACGGUGAGAGAAAGCUCACAUUAACAUUGCUGCAGUCUGAGACCAGAAGGUGCGCCCUUACUGAGAGUCUACAGACUGCCUGGUGUGCAUUAAAAGAGCAACGAGAACGUAUAAGCAAGAAGAAUAUGGAAGUAGUCAAUCACGGUGCUGUAAUUGACAGCAUGAUCUUAAAGCAAAAGCUUUUGGAAGCUAAAGUGGGAUUGCUCCACAAAGAAGAAGAGACUAUGCAUGAAGUUAGACUGGAUGAAGCUCAAAGAGACAGUGAACUCCAGAAUAGGAUCUGCAUCUUAGAAGAGGAAGUAGAACGAUUUAAUCACAGAUUGGGACAACUAGCCCUGAACAGAAGAGGUCCACAGUCCAUGUCCACAGUCUCCUGGUACCUGAGGCAGGAGAACGAGGAGGCUGAAAAACAGUCGCAGAUCCCGUUGCAGACAUCAAGUGAUUCUUUUGAGUAUCAUGAAGAACAUUGGAACAUCAAGGAACCCGAAAGUCAGCCACAGAACCAGUUGGAAACUAUAAGUGAUUCCUUGGAGCGUCAUGAAGAGUGCUGGAAUGUCGAGGAAGUGAGUGAAGGUGGUGAUCUGGAAGAUGAUCUCCAUGAGCUUGCAUCUCGCCUCGAUGGGGCUGAAACUGAGAGAGCGUCACUGGAGCAUCAAGUAUCAGAUCUGCACACUCAGCUAUUCCAAACUAAGUGUGAGAGCUAUGGACUGAAAAAGCAAUGCCUCGUGUCCAAUUCACAAUUAACCGCCAACAGAAGUAUAAAUGAAAGUCUUUUGUUGGAGACAGCAGGACUGAAACAAAGUUUGCAGGCUUUGGAAAAACAAAUUCUGAACCUGCAGAGCGAAAAGACAAUUUUAUCCUCUCAAAUGAAGACUCUGGAAUCUGAACACCAGCAGAUAUUCAAUGAAAAAGAGCUGCUGAUGGAAACGAUGGAAAGUAUGAAAUGUCACAAGUGCAGUGAUUUCUUAUCACCGAAUGAAGCCGAUGGCAGGGUGCCAUCAAAAGACUGUGAGGAGAUCCGCUCCAAGUCAUGUCCGCAGUGUAAGUUUCAUCCAAGGAUACCUGAACGGGCGAAGAAGAAGGAGCUGUUUGUUUGUUGGGAGCAAGAGGAAGGUGGUAAGGAAGACCUGAGUGCUGUUGCCGACACCGACAAGGUCACUACAACAGAACUGCAGAAGACUGACAUAGAAACAGAGCAGCAACAGGAGACAGUCACAAUGCUCAGACUAGAUCCACAAGAAAAUGGAAAAGCACAGAAAGAAUCAAGAUAUUCAGAGGAAGGGUUACAGCUGCCAAAUGGAGAUCUCAUCAAAACUCAGUGCAACAUAAACCUGCAAUUUGAAAAGCUGUUGGAGAAAAUAGAAGGUUUGGUGAAACUAAAUUUGAAACUGGAGAAUGAGAGAGACCAGGUAUUAUGCCAGCUUGGAAUGCAGACAGCUGAAGCAAAGGGCCUUGAACUAUCCAGUGAACAGAACAGAAAACAACUUCUACAUCUUCUGAGAAAGAAUAUUGAUCUCAGGCAUGAGAACCAAAUAAAGGUCAACCAGCUCACAGCUCUGAUCAUUGAACUUCACCACUUGAGGAGAGCUUAUCAAACAAUCUCGCAAAGCACCGAUUGUCCUCAAGAUAUUUUAUCAGCUGAUUGGAUCAACCGGGUACGUUUAAUUAAGAACUCUAUUCAAAAGAUUAAAACCCAGCAACUGAAUUUAAACCUCCUGAAAAAAGAAAACGAGGAGUUAAUGGAAAAGUUGGAAUGGGAAUCACUGCAAAAUAUGGAUGCAAAGCUGUUGGCAUUAAAUGAGAACGUUCAAGCCAAGAUUGAAACGACAAUACAACCUUGCACUUGAAACCUCAGACACAGAAAGAUCCCCAGGUUGUGAAACCAAUGGACAAUAUUGCAAGAAGAUUGGGAACAAAAGCUUCAGAACCUUAUGUGGUCCCAGAAUGGCUCUACCCAUUUGCGGAGGAGAAAAUGACUAGUGGAGAUGUACUGUAAGCCAUCCAUCAAAUGCAACGUUGGUCUGACCCAUAUCUCACGGAUAAUGCAGGUUCACUAAAUGUGGCCCAAUCAAUAUUGUUUAAUAAAACAAAGGAAACGUGAGUUAGGGUGCUGUCAAUUCCUGUGGGACUUGAGUUGAAUCCAGGCCAGACUGAUGUGACAAAGAUUUCAGAGCUCUGGCAUUAAUGAGGGCCUUGCAAGAACUGCCUAGUCAAGUAGACUAGGCGAAUACAAGUCACAGCUGAAAGCCACGGGCAGUUUACUUACUUAGUCAGAUCAGGUUGUACUAAAUGACAAUGAGAUACAGUGGGACACGAGAAUGAAGUAGGUCUUGACAACAAUGCAGAGGAAGCUUUUCUCUGGAUUGUUUUGAAUUCCAACUAAUCUGUAUGUUUGAUCCAAAAUCUAAACUAAACAUAUCCUUUCCAUCAAUGGUGGUAAAUCCACACCUUGAUUUAAAGUUUCAUAAUGUCAGGUUCCUGCGCCAGUGAUUGAAUGGCCAGUUUGACAUUCUAAACAUUUCAAAAUCUCUAUCCUCUUUUCUGUCAACAUCAGAGAAAUCAGACUAAUUGUUUAAUUAAAAAUGACAUAUUAGAAUCCGUGCAAAAUACAAAGAUGCUGCCUCACCCGCUGAGUUACUCCAGUACCCGGUGUCUUCUUCUGUAAACCAGCACCCACAGUUCCUUGUUCAGAUUCAGAUUCAGAUUCAGAUUCAGAUUCAAUUUUAAUUGUCAUUGUCAGUGUACAGUACAGAGACAACGAAAUGCAUUUAGCAUCUCCCUUGAAGAGCGACAUAGCAAACGAUUUGAAUAAAAAAUAAUAAGUGUGCUUGUUUCGCCCCCCCCCGUGCCCCACCUGGAUUUGUACCUAUUUUGUCUCCGUCUCAAUCCUUCCCUAUCCACCUAUAUUUCUUUUUCCAGCUUCCCAAUUCAUAACUCUUCACAUUUCAUCUCACGCAUGUCCUUUCAUCUCUGGCCUUUGUCCAACCAUCUGUCCAUCAAAUAAUCCUCCUCACCCCUGUCAGCCUAUUACUUGACAUUACUUUGUUGUGCUCUUCCUUUCCUCCCGCUUUCGUUCCUCCCCCAUCUACAGUCAGUCCGGGAAAGGCCCCGACACAAAACUUAGCCGAUCCAUUUUUCCCGUCAAAUUCUCUCUGACCCGUUUGUGGAAAACAAAUGUUAGUUUAGUUUAGAGAUACAGCAUGGAAACAGGUCCUUUAGCCCACCAGGUCCACGACGUGCAUUGAUCACCCAUUCACACUAGUUCUAUGUUAUCCCACUUUUUCAUCCACUCCCGGCACAUUAGGAACAAUUUACAGAGGCCAAUUAACAUGCCAACCCCGCACGUCUUUGGGAUGUGGGAGGAAAACCAGAGCGUCUGGAGGAAACCAUGCGGUCACAGGGAGAAUGUGCACAAUCCAUACAGAUAGCAUCCGAGGUCAGGAUCGAACCUGGUUCUCUGGUGCUAUGAGGUGGCAGCUCUACCAGCUGCACCACUGUGCUGGCUCCAAACUACUUACAAAGAAGAAGAAGAAG
Leucoraja erinaceus (little skate) is the source of this 3962-nucleotide messenger RNA. Its product is annotated as homeodomain-only protein-like. The record is from RefSeq and is a predicted model, not a curated record. Gene Ontology annotation, molecular function: DNA binding. Gene Ontology annotation, biological process: regulation of transcription by RNA polymerase II; cell differentiation. Bases 179 to 2275 code for a protein of 698 amino acids. The transcript has 17 exons. Gene Ontology annotation, cellular component: nucleus. Lineage: Eukaryota; Metazoa; Chordata; Chondrichthyes; Rajiformes; Rajidae.